AACAUCAGACAAACAACUGGGCGCCGAUUAUAUAUCACAGAUCUUCUUCACACUCGAUCACUGUCUACUUACGCUAAUAGCGUUUGCCGCUGGGUCACGACUGACGACGUCGACAUUGUGAGGUGAGUAGAGUCGCGCCAAAUGUCGACCGUGUCUAUAAACUGCGAUGGACAGUGGGGUUACAUGGCAUAACUGGCAAGUUGCCAUCGCACCGCUUGCCAUCCUGUUUACUUUACCUCAGUGUCAUAACUCACCACCCCAAUCCUAUGCCCUAUUUGACUGGUACACGUACUCACUCACUUACAUGGUUAGAAAUCAUUUUAUGCUUUACCAGCUUCCUCUCAAGAUCUAAUCUAAUCUGCUGUACUGCAUUAAAUGCGGCGAUCCCAUACCAAGCGCAAGCGUCUGUCAAACUCAGACCCAUCCGCGGAUUACAACCCCAAAGCUCGUGGGCAUAAGGCUGCGACGGGUGGUAAGAAUCGCGCGACUAAGAAGAGAAGAGCACUCAGACCUGGAGUAUGCCAUAACUGUGGAUGUACUGAGGCUGAGACAACGCUAUGGAGGAGUAAUCCCGAUCGUCUAGGGAAGGGUGAUAGAACAUCAAUGUUAUGUAACGCGUGCGGGCUCUGGAGGGCUGAACACGGUUUCAAUAGACCAAAGGAUUACCAAGGAAGGAGCAAAGCUGCUCAAUUAUUUUCAGCCAAUACUUGCCAAUCCUCUCCGCUUACCUCCCCCGUCUCUCUUAACCAGCCGGAACUUCCUCUUGAAAUUCCCAACAAUAAGAAGCGCAAGGGAAGUUCUUUUACCUCAACUACUAGUACAACAUCUUCUUCAUGGUCCUCUGACUCUUACAAUGACUCGUCGAUCGUCGUUACCGCAAGUACUAAUGACCGCAAGGCUGAGGGAAAUAGGGAAGGGUCGGGUGAUGAGCGGAUAAACCCUGAUGACACAAUGGAGGUCCUAUAUGCCGCUAUGGGCUUAGUUUACCUAGCCAAUAAAUUGCCUUUCGACAGACUCCACACCAUCACCCAAAGAGACGGUGCCUACCUCGUUGUAGCCCCAGGUGCUGUGGGCUCCGAGGCUCAGAUAUAUCAGCUUCACCCAGGUAGCCUUGCGCUUUACCCGUAUGAAGUGUUGAAGGAAGUGGAUAGGGAUGAACUGGGAUCAGAUACCAUGACCAACUCUCCUGAGUUUGUAAUGGAAAGGGAAAGAAGUAAGAAGAAGAUUUUGCCUUCAACAAGGGUCACUGAGAACAAGUUGUUUGCUAGAGAGAGACCAUUUCGACCUUGGAUAGAUUCAUUCUAGGACGAUAAGAUUGACUAGGUUGUAAAUGGGCAAAUUUUGGGCCUUCUCCGAAUAUAGUAUAUUUUCAUAAAGUCAAUAUUUCAUUACCCAGAAAUCCAAAAUUGUUGUUAAUUACCUUCUCAGUUGAUGCAAUCACGAU
Molecule: messenger RNA, 1444 nt
Organism: Cryptococcus deneoformans JEC21
Lineage: Eukaryota; Fungi; Basidiomycota; Tremellomycetes; Tremellales; Cryptococcaceae
Exons: 4
Coding region: 376-1305 (309 amino acids)
Biological process (GO): regulation of DNA-templated transcription
Molecular function (GO): sequence-specific DNA binding; zinc ion binding
Source: RefSeq, a predicted model, not a curated record